Fonsecaea pedrosoi CBS 271.37 is the source of this 1752-nucleotide messenger RNA. RefSeq lists its product as uncharacterized. Gene Ontology annotation, biological process: N-glycan processing; carbohydrate metabolic process. Lineage: Eukaryota; Fungi; Ascomycota; Eurotiomycetes; Chaetothyriales; Herpotrichiellaceae. Gene Ontology annotation, cellular component: Golgi membrane; endoplasmic reticulum. The record is from RefSeq and is a predicted model, not a curated record. Bases 1 to 1752 code for a protein of 583 amino acids. Gene Ontology annotation, molecular function: calcium ion binding; mannosyl-oligosaccharide 1,2-alpha-mannosidase activity. The transcript has 2 exons.
AUGAACGCCCUCCUUUCCUGGAUUCCAGCGCGGUCCUCUCCUUCACGAGGAUUCUAUUCAAGCCUCGCGAAGGAAGACAUGCUCAAAUUGUAUUCGAGACGCCUCAUACGUGCGUUGCUCAUGUCUGCUGUUGUGAUAGCGGUGUUUCUGCUACUUCGACCACUUCUCGCUUCAUCGACUUCAAUUCUCGUUGUCAAAAGCAGCUUUGACUGGUCCACCUACAAUUAUCACCAUCCUCUACAGUCUAUUGCUCCUCUUCCAUCGGGAAAGCCGCACCUGUUCCCUCCAAUCCAGUAUAAGUUUCAACCAGAAUCAAAAUCUGCCGCUAUUCGGCGAAAACCCCGCCAGCAAGCGGUGCUGGAUGCAUUCAAGAAAUGUUGGCAAAGCUACAAAACUCAUGCUUGGAUGAAAGAUGAGCUGCAACCCAUCUCAGGCAAGAGUAAGGAGACAUUUGGAGGAUGGGCUGCCACACUAGUCGACUCUCUAGACACACUGUGGAUAAUGGGGCUGAAAAAAGAAUUCCAAGAAGCUGUACGGGCGGUUGCGAGCAUUGACUGGGAAAUAACGCCAGAUACCGCAUGCAAUAUGUUUGAGACCAAUAUAAGGCAUUUAGGUGGCCUACUGGCAGCGUACGACCUGAGUCGCGAGCCCGCUCUAUUAGUAAAGGCCGUCGAGCUCGGGGACAUGCUCUACGCCGGCUUCGAUACUCCAAACCAUAUGCCUCCUUUUUGGCUCGAUUUUCAGAAAGCCAAAACCGGCCAGCUUAUUGCAGGCGACCAUCAAAUAUCGGCAGCUUUAGGCUCAUUCUCCCUGGAGUUCACCAGACUUUCUCAGAUUACCGGAGAUCCGAAAUACUACGAUGCGAUCGCCCGGGUGACCUCGGUCUUUCUCAAGCAUCAAAACUUCACCCAACUGCCGGGUAUGUGGCCAACACACAUCAAUGCGCGUGAUCAGAUCUUCUCGGAAAGUGAAUUUACUUUAGGAGCCUUAGCGGAUUCCCUCUACGAAUACUUACCUAAGAUGCACUACCUCCUGGGAGGUUUAGAGCCCGCAUACGAAAAAGCUUACAGGAGCUCUAUGGCGACAGCGAUCGAACACUUACUGUUCAGACCAAUGCUUCCAAACAAUACGAAUGUCUUAGUCGCUGGUUCUGCAACCGCCGCAUCUGGGAGAUCUAACCUAAACCCAGAAGGACAACACUUAAGCUGCUUUGCCGGUGGGAUGUUCAUUCUAGGAGGAAAAUUGUUUUCGCUUCCGGAGCAUGUCGACAUCGGCGCAAGGUUAACACAAGGUUGCGUCUACGCCUAUAAUGCAUUUCCCACCGGUAUCAUGCCGGAAAUCUUUCGGAUGCGGCCUUGUCCAUCAUUCGAAAGAUGCGAAUGGGACGCAGAUCAGGCUUCGGAAACACUGCCAGAGGGUUUCGCGUCAGUCCCUGAUCGAUCUUACUCUCUUCGCCCGGAGGCUCUCGAAAGUGUGUUCCUACUGUACCGUACAACCGGCAACGUGGAGCUACAAAAUGCAGCAUGGAAAAUGUUCAAGUCCAUCCAGGCCGCCACUGAGACCGAAUAUGCCAACGCUGCUAUUGAUGAUGUCACAACCAGUGGCAAGCCGUCACAAAGGGAUUCAAUGGAGAGCUUCUGGCUUGCAGAAACGCUGAAAUAUCUUUACCUUAUUUUCUCACCACCCGAUCUUAUCAGCCUAGAUGAUUACGUUCUCAAUACCGAGGCACAUCCUUUGAAACGGCCAAAGUGA